AAUCCCUUCUAAUCUUGCCCGCGUGCCUUAUCCCGCGUGGCUUCCGCAAUCCCAACGGUUCGUUUCGAUGACGUCGCCGCAGUCACUCCUCCAACGCCUCCGCCCGCCGCCGUGCAACCGCAGCGGAUCCCUCUACCUCCACCUCUCCAAGCAGAGCCCGCACUCAUUCCCCUCGCCAAGAACCGGUCGUCGUUCCCUGGCGGCGGCAGUGGUGGAUCAGCUCGUGCCGCGGUCGCCGAGGACUGGCCAGCGGACGGGGAGGACGGGCAGCUUCGCCUGCCGCUGCUCCUACGAAAACGAGAACGGACCGCCCUCGCCUCCACCCAACAAGGAGAAAAGGUUGGAUGAGUGGCCUUUCCUUCGCCGGUGGGAUGUGCCGUGGGAGUGGCCAACCAUUUCCCUCACCAUGGUGGCCUGUGCAGUAAGCUUUCUCCUGACAGGAAUGGUUGAGCAAUCUGUAUUGGAGCAACUAGGUUUUCAAGCUGGGGAGGCAACUCUAAAUGAGAAGGCAGAAGUACUCUUUUUGGGACAAUUUAGCACGACAGCGGUUGUGCUUGGAGUUAUAUUUGGCAUCACCAAUACCUUUCGACCAUUCUCAGAUGAUAUAUUACUUUAUGAUUUUGGGGAACCACUUAACUUGCAAAAUGGGUGGCUUCUGUGGGCUGGAAUCGGCCUCUUUGUUGCAGUGAUUGCUAUUGCUUUUGCUGGAGCGGCAGUGACAUUUCUGAAUGGUGAAACUCCACAGAGAGAGACUGACUCACUAGUCCUUUUAUUACCACUGAUUGGUUCAUCAAGUAUCAGCACUGCUUGUUUGCUGGGCAUCACUGGGGUUCUGGCACCAAUUCUGGAGGAGACCGUGUUUCGAGGAUUUCUAAUGGUGUCCUUGACUAUGUGGUUUUCUACUCCAUAUUCUGUGCUUAUUACUGCUGCAGUGUUUGCCUUCGCUCAUCUGACACCUGGAGAAUUUCCACAGCUUUUUGUGCUUGGUGUUGUGUUAGGAUUUUCAUAUGCUCGAACUCGCAAUCUUCUCACUCCUAUUACAAUACAUGCUGUCUGGAAUUCCGGAGUAAUAUUGUUGCUAACCUUUUUUCAGCUGCAAGGAUAUGAUAUCAAGGAGCUGUUGCAGGCAUCAUGAAGGACGUAUGGAGGAUCUCAUAGGAACAGAAUCCUGUGGGUGGGAGGGAGGGGGGAUCCCAUGUAUCCCUUUAGAACAAUGAAAUGGACUCCUACUAUUCCUACAAAUUUUCCAUGUAUUUUCUUACCAGAUACUGCUCUCCUAGGAUUCAUAUGGAUGUACUCAGGAAGAUACAAUCAUAUCAUGUUCCCUUCAUUCGAAGUUUUGUGUGAUCUUCAAUUUGACCAAGCAUGACUCAAUCCCAAAUG
Phragmites australis (common reed) is the source of this 1383-nucleotide messenger RNA. RefSeq lists its product as uncharacterized. Gene Ontology annotation, biological process: CAAX-box protein processing. Bases 68 to 1135 code for a protein of 355 amino acids. Gene Ontology annotation, cellular component: membrane. The record is from RefSeq and is a predicted model, not a curated record. The transcript has 11 exons. Gene Ontology annotation, molecular function: metalloendopeptidase activity. NCBI's taxonomy places the organism in Eukaryota, Viridiplantae, Streptophyta, Magnoliopsida, Poales, Poaceae.